Messenger RNA from Trichechus manatus latirostris (Florida manatee), 2430 nucleotides. It is a transcript of the gene TMOD2, whose product is annotated as tropomodulin 2. Gene Ontology annotation, cellular component: myofibril; striated muscle thin filament; cytoskeleton. The transcript has 10 exons. Gene Ontology annotation, molecular function: tropomyosin binding. Bases 361 to 1416 code for a protein of 351 amino acids. The record is from RefSeq and is a predicted model, not a curated record. Gene Ontology annotation, biological process: actin filament organization; muscle contraction; pointed-end actin filament capping. Lineage: Eukaryota; Metazoa; Chordata; Mammalia; Sirenia; Trichechidae.
UUAUUCUACGAGAGACUGCCGGAGAAGCGUGGGGAUGGGGAGCCCCAGCACAGCGCAGAGGCGCACUGGGGGGGCCUUCCUCCGUGCGGCCGCUCCGCGGAGCCCGGAACUACGCUUCCCAGCCUGCUCCGCUGCGCCCGCGCGCUGGUGCACCGCACCCUGGUCCCGAGCCGCCUGUAGAUCACUGCGCCCGCCCCAGCACGGCGCAGCCCCUGCUCGUCUGGCCCUGCUGCCUUGGGGCUGAAGGACUGACGGCCCCCACAGCCGGCCCGGAGAUGUGCACACGGACGGUAUUCUGAAGUCUCAAGAAGCUGGCCCAUUUAAAUGUUCACGGCCCAUGAGAAAGACGUCUAAGAAGCCAUGGCACUCCCUUUUCAAAAAGAGUUGGAGAAAUACAAGAACAUUGAUGAAGACGAGCUUCUUGGCAAACUCUCAGAAGAGGAACUGAAGCAGUUGGAAAAUGUUCUUGAUGACCUAGAUCCUGAGAGUGCACUGCUGCCAGCUGGAUUCCGGCAGAAAGACCAGACACAGAAAACAGCCACCGGCCCCUUUGACCGCGAGCACCUUCUCAUGUACCUGGAGAAGGAGGCUUUGAAACAGAAAGACAGGGAAGACUUUGUGCCCUUCACCGGGGAAAAGAAAGGGAGAGUCUUUAUCCCCAAAGAAAAGCCUGUAGAAACUCACAAAGAAGAAGAAGUGACUCUCGACCCAGAACUGGAAGAAGCUUUGGCUAGUGCCUCUGACACUGAACUCUACGACCUUGCAGCUGUUCUUGGAGUACACAAUUUGCUCAACAAUCCAAAGUUCGAUGAAGAAACGGCUGGCACUAAAAGUGGCAAAGGGCCUGUAAGAAAUGUGGUCAAAGGUGAAAAGGUCAAGCCAAUAUUUGAGGAACCACCCAAUCCCACAAAUGUGGAAGUAAGUCUGCAGCAGAUGAAAGCCAAUGAUCCUAACCUACAAGAAGUCAACCUCAACAACAUUAAGAACAUUCCAGUACCAACCCUGAAGGAAUUUGCAAAAGUUCUGGAGACCAACACUCACGUAGAGAAGUUCAGCCUGGCCGCAACCCGCAGCAACGACCCUGUGGCAAUUGCUUUUGCAGAUAUGCUGAAAGUAAACAAGACCUUGAAAAGUCUCAACAUAGAAUCCAAUUUUAUCACUGGCACUGGGAUUCUGGCCCUGGUGGAGGCACUGAGAGAAAACGACACCCUGACUGAGAUCAAGAUUGAUAACCAGAGACAGCAGUUGGGAACGGCCGUAGAAAUGGAAAUUGCCCAGAUGCUCGAGGAGAAUUCAAGGAUCCUCAAGUUUGGAUACCAGUUUACCAAGCAAGGACCUCGAACGAGGGUGGCAGCUGCCAUCACAAAGAAUAAUGACCUGGUCCGUAAGAAGCGAGUUGAAGGAGACCGGAGGUAAACUUCCACAAGAAGAGGCGAAGUUUCCCCACGGCAGCUGUGGCGUGGCCAUUUAGAGAAAAACAAAACCUUCUCCUUCCCCGUCGAGACCAUUUCAUUAAAGGUUGUUCAUUUCCGUUAACCACACAGCUAAUAAUUUAAUUGUUUUUCUUUUUCAGCACUACUGUUUAUCUUGGAUUUUUAAUAUAUACCAUUGUUUUAUUUGAUUGUGGGUAACUCUGACAGCUUGCAUAAGUGGGCUCAUACAGAGUUUAGUGAGUGAUGGCAAUUGGAAAUGAUCUUAACCACUUUCAUAUCAGGUUGUCUUGUUUUAUUACAUGAACUCUUUUAAUCACUGAAAACUUAGUAUAUAAAAUGUAUUUUUAACUGUGAUUACGAUAGCAGCCUGUCUCUGUUUACACGUAUACAUUUGAGUUAGGCUAGAGACGUCAGAAGUACCACGUGUGAAGUUAGUAUUGCCAGUCUUUCACUGGGUGAGAAAAUGUGACCAACUUCCACAGAUUCUCACUUAGUUCCAGAAAAAUCACUAAAUGCACAUACCUCACUAACUGAAGAUCAGUGGUGUUAUCUUCAUAAAAGCAAGACAGCAUUAGGAUACUUUAACACAGCAUUAGUAAAUAAGUAUACAGUAUGUAUUAACCCACCAAUAUGGCUUCAAGCCAGACUCACAGGUAGCAAAAUGAAUUAACACAUCUACCUUUACUGACUAUUCAACAUAAAUUGAAUCUUUAAUGUGACUCUAAGGAAUAACUAUUUACAGUGCUGUUUUAAAGGUUUCUAGACAGGAUAGAAAAAUGUUUAAAGUUUAAUAAGAGGGAGUCUUUAGAAAUGGGACAUUCUUAAAUAAAACAAUAGUAAUUGCACCUUCAUCAGGGUUGUCUGACGCAUGUGAUUGCAUUACUUUGGAAAAUUUUACAACCAUUUGUUGCUUUAUGCAGGUGUUUUGUCUUUAUGGUAUGAUCCAUCUAGACGUUAGCAAAUCACUUAUUCAGAUGUUUAUCAUCUCAAGAACAAA